Molecule: messenger RNA, 1438 nt
Organism: Striga asiatica
Lineage: Eukaryota; Viridiplantae; Streptophyta; Magnoliopsida; Lamiales; Orobanchaceae
Source: the annotation of a GenBank genome assembly
CAACGCUGAAUAAAUGCAUUGUGAGUUUCCUAUAAAAACUUGUACGUUUACUCUGUAACAGACAAUAUUUGCCUGGAAUUGAGAAAACAUCGAAGUUACAAAUGCUACCGCGAUUACGCGAACCAAUUUAGCUGAAAGUGAAACCCAUCCCUUUUGUAUCUCUCCAAGAAAAAAGAGAGGAAAAAAAUUCGGCUAUUGGGCUGAGUAUUCAGAUGAUACAGCUGUUGUGACAUGAUAAAUUGACCUGCAAAGUUCAUAUCUAUCUUGCUGAGGAGCUUGCAAAAAUGUCUAAUGGAGAUGUUAGAAAAGUCUCCCUACAGGAUAUACAGCUGGUUCAAAAUCUUAUCGAGAGGUGCCUUCAGCUUUACAUGAGCCAGAGGGAAGUCAUGAAUACCUUAUUGCACCAGGCAAAAAUCGAGCCUGGUUUCACAGAACUCGUGUGGCAAAAGCUUGAAGCCGAAAAUCAGGAUUUUUUCCGAGCAUAUCAUCUGAGACUAUUAGUGAAGGAGCAGAUAUUGCAAUUCAAUCAGUUGCUCGAGAGACAGGCUCAGCUUAUGCGCCAAAUAACUCAACCUGAAGUCUUUUCGGUUUCUCACUCAAAUGGGUCACAUAUUAACCCAAUGCACAACAACACGGCUUACCGGGCCCCACAACCUUCUGUUGUACCAUCAAUAAAGCCAGAAAAUUUGCAUCAGCAACAAGUCAUCAACUCCAUUCCUGAUGUCUACUCAAAUGGGUCACAACACCAAAUACAACAGCCCAUGCAUGUUGCGGUCAAUAUGAUAUCGGGCCAAGGCCCGAAUGCGGUGUUGAUGCAAGAAUCAGAUGUUGGGCCGGUAAAGGCAGAAUGUGGCUACACAAGUGAUUCACACUCACCUCUCGUGUUUGGAGCUGAGAAUAAUCUUUUAGAAUCUCAUAAACCGAUUAGGGAUGCCUCGAGCUCCUUUAAUGGUGGGGAGACGAGUUCUCGAGCAUUGAACGAGAUUUUCGAAACUGAGACAAAUUCGUUUGGGAUUUUGGGACAGAUGUCUCGAAACUUUAGUUUAUCAGACUUGACUGCUGGUUUUUCUAACGAUAUUCUGGAGAGCUAUCCUCGAUCUCCGUUUUUAGGAACGGAUGCAAACUUCAUGGACACUCAUAUUGUGGGAGAACAGCAAGGCAUGAGGAGGAUGAACUCCGUAUCAGGGGAGUUUAGUUAUGAAGAUUUUGCCAGUAAUUGAAGUAAAUCCUGAAAUGGGGCUGGUCGUUUGGUUCGGAUAGAGGUUAAUGUAAAUAACUUUCGAGAUCUUUUUUAUAAUUUAAGCUGAAGGAAGGAUACUUUUUGUCGAUGUUUACCGGGUAAUAGUGUAAUGGUGAUUUUAGUUUGCAGGAUUUAGUUAGAAAUACAACUGUACAAGCAAAAGACUUGUCCAUGUCUUAAUGAUUUCUUUUCCAUUAA